This is a messenger RNA of Entelurus aequoreus (snake pipefish), 1193 nucleotides long. It is a transcript of the gene fam131c, whose product is annotated as family with sequence similarity 131 member C. The record is from RefSeq and is a predicted model, not a curated record. The coding region runs from base 184 to 957 and encodes 257 amino acids. The transcript has 6 exons. Lineage: Eukaryota; Metazoa; Chordata; Actinopteri; Syngnathiformes; Syngnathidae.
AAAACAUCAGCCGACAGCUCAUGUGGCUUUCGCACUUACGUGCCACCGCCGCCUUUAGCAUCGUCUGGUCUGCCCUCUCUCCGCUGACAUACUUCUUCUUCAACUCCUGCCUCUCUCGCCCUCCCGAUGUGAUCCAGCUCCGCCACCAUGGGGACCAGAUAACCGCCAGGCGUUGCAGGAACCAUGGGGGGCUGCCUGUGCACAGGUCACAAAGAGCUCCACUAUCCCAUGACGGUGCUGCACGACGGUCAGCCUGCAGCCUCCAACAAGGAUGGCCAGGCUCCAUCUAAUGGCCCAACGACAGAUAAAAGCGACCACUAUGGAAUUGGCGAGCUGGCCACCUCCUCUCUGUUCGGUCUGGUCGCCACGAUAAAGGAGCACAUCACCAAGCCCACGGCCAUGGCCCAAGGCAGAGUCGCUCACCUGAUCGAGUGGAAAGGCUGGGGAGGAGGAGGAGGAGGAGGAGGAAGGAGCGGCGAGACCAAAGGGUGUGGAAGCUGGGGGACGCUGGGUACCGAGCUGCAGGAAGAUGAACAAUUUUACUCCCAAAUGACGGAUGAGAUCAAGGAAGCUCGCUUUGCCGCUGGAGUGGCGGAGCAGUUUGCCUUGGCCGAGGCCUCCAUGAACAUGUGGUCCAUGAACGACAUCUUAGAGCAACCGUCUACCAGCUUGCAAGCAGCACAAAGCCACUUCUUGUCUCACUUCCUGCUGGACGGUGGAAGCGUCGGCGUCCCCCAGCACCUGUACAGCAUCCAUGCCCAGACGUACGGCAACAGCCAGCUAACAGGCCUGGUGGCCCCUCCACCACCACCUCCACCAACGGCGUCCAUUAGUCCAACAACCAUCAGACAGCAGGAGAUGACGUCUACCACACAGGACAGACAAAUCAGGGUUGAGGCAACCGUGCGACACAUAGACAGCAGCUCCCUGUCUGAGGAUGAUGUUUUUUAUAAUUAAAGCAUCGUAGGAAUCCAACUAUUUGGAUUUGGGUGGAGCACCAGCACUGACUGACAAGAAGCAUCUUCAGAACAACUCCUUCCAAUGAAAGACUCCUAAUUAUGUGUGAAUGUAUACAGUAGAUGCUUAGCUACAUUUGACUUUUCUAUUACGUGUACAUCAGAUAUCAUCCUAUUUUCUUGCAUCUGGAACUUAGAAUCAAUCACAAGUGUUAUAUCUUGGUAUAAAACCACCUG